This is a messenger RNA of Rattus norvegicus (Norway rat), 3215 nucleotides long. It is a transcript of the gene Ficd, whose product is annotated as FIC domain protein adenylyltransferase. Gene Ontology annotation, cellular component: endoplasmic reticulum membrane. Gene Ontology annotation, molecular function: AMPylase activity; Hsp70 protein binding; protein adenylylhydrolase activity. NCBI's taxonomy places the organism in Eukaryota, Metazoa, Chordata, Mammalia, Rodentia, Muridae. The record is from RefSeq and is a predicted model, not a curated record. Gene Ontology annotation, biological process: regulation of IRE1-mediated unfolded protein response.
AGGGCGGGCCCGGCGACCGCGGCUGCUAGGAACGGCCGCGCGGCCUCAGAUGGUGCGGCGGGCGCGAACCUUGGGCCGAUCCGCAGAGAGACCUUACGGCAGCCUCAGUUUCCCACUUCGGGAGUAAGCCCAGCAUGCUGGGCUCAAGCAGCUGCACAGGCCGCGCGAAGUGAUGACGUGACGGGUAAGGCCCUGGAACUCCGGCGCCGCCUGUCAGAACCGCGUCAUCCCUCGUCUGUAAACUGGAGCCACAGAUUCUGCUUUCCUCUGAGACGGGAUAUGCGCCCUGGGCCCGGCCCUUAGUCCAGAUGAUACUCAUGCCGAUGGCGUCAGUGGUGGCAGUGGCUGAACCCAAAUGGGUCUCAGUCUGGGGCCGUUUCCUGUGGAUGACACUGCUGAGCAUGGCUCUGGGGUCACUGCUGGCCCUGCUGCUGCCACUGGGAGCUGUGGAAGAACAGUGUCUGGCUGUGCUCAGAGGCUUCCACCUGCUCAGGAGCAAACUGGACAGGGCACAGCAUGUGGUCACCAAGUGCACCAGCCCAUCUACGGAGCUCAGUGUCACCUCCAGGGACGCAGGGCUGCUGACGGUCAAGACUAAGGCGUCUCCAGCAGGGAAACUGGAAGCCAAGGCCGCACUAAACCAAGCCCUAGAGAUGAAGCGCCAAGGCAAGAGGGGCAAAGCGCACAAGCUCUUCCUGCAUGCCCUCAAGAUGGACCCUGGCUUCGUAGACGCCCUCAAUGAGCUCGGCAUCUUCUCAGAAGAGGACAAGGACAUCAUCCAGGCAGAUUACCUCUACACUAGGGCCCUGACCAUUUCGCCCUUCCACGAGAAAGCACUGAUCAACCGGGACCGGACGCUGCCACUGGUGGAGGAAAUCGACCAGAGGUACUUCAGCGUCCUUGACAGCAAAGUGAGGAAGGUAAUGUCCAUCCCUAAGGGGAGCUCAGCGCUCCGCAGGGUCAUGGAGGAGACCUACUACCAUCACAUCUACCACACUGUGGCUAUCGAGGGCAACACCCUCACUCUCGCAGAGAUCAGGCACAUCCUGGAGACACGCUAUGCCGUGCCAGGGAAGAGCUUGGAGGAGCAAAACGAGGUGAUCGGCAUGCACGCGGCCAUGAAGUACAUCAACAGUACCCUGGUCUCCCGCAUCGGGUCCGUCACCAUUGACCACAUGCUGGAGAUCCACAGGAGGGUCCUGGGGUACGUGGACCCAGUGGAGGCGGGCAGGUUUCGGAGGACCCAGGUCCUGGUGGGACACCACAUCCCACCCCACCCCCGGGACGUGGAGAAGCAGAUGCAGGAGUUCACACAGUGGCUCAAUUCGGAGGACGCCAUGAACCUGCACCCGGUUGAGUUCGCAGCCUUAGCCCAUUACAAACUGGUGUACAUCCACCCUUUCAUCGAUGGCAAUGGGAGGACCUCCCGCCUGCUGAUGAACCUGAUCCUGAUGCAGGCAGGGUACCCGCCCAUCACCAUACGCAAGGAGCAGAGGUCAGAGUACUACCAUGUGCUGGAAGUCGCCAACGAGGGUGACGUGCGGCCAUUCAUCCGCUUCAUAGCCAAGUGUACGGAAGUCACACUGGACACAUUGCUCCUCGCCACCACCGAGUACUCUGCAGCACUGCCAGAAGCCCAGCCCAACCACUCUGGGUUCAAGGAGACACUUCCUGUGAGGCCUUAACCACCAGCCCUCCCAUGGCGCCCUGAGAAGGCCUUUCUAGAAACAGUUCUCCCCAGUAGCAAAAGGAGACCCUUAAACAUUCUUUACCUCCAGGUGUUUUUCAGUUGAGAAAGAAAACUAAAUUAUUAAGCCUGUCUUUAGGAUAAUUUAUAGUUCAGCCAAGUUAUUUAUUUUUUUACCUUUUUGGUGAGCUAGAGGUGCUGAGACCAACCCUUAUGGUGACCCCAGCACCCAGUAGGGCAGCAGUGCUUUCCUAAUGUCCUGAGCCUGGGUGCCUAGACAGAAUUUGCACUAAGGGUGGAGGCAGGGAGCCAGAUCUGUGACAUGGAGCCCAGGGCCACAGGGGUCACUGGAUACCUUGGAGGUCCUGUGACCUCAGAAGGCAGAACUGCCCUGCGCUGAGGCCGGCCUUCACUCCUGAGAGGCUGUGGCAGCAGCUUCCACAGCAGGCAGCGCAGCCCUUGGACACAGGAAGCCAACGUUGCCAUCUCCGUAGUUGACUGCAGAUUCCAGGGACCCCCUGAGCUACUAACUUUUAACCUGAGUGCCAGGGGGUGGUACUUCCCUACCCAGCCUGUUCUGAGGGCAGAGGGCGGGCAGCAUGGCUCUUUCUUAUCUUUGUCCUGGACUUCACUCGCAUCCGCUGAGGCUGAAAGCUCUCCAUGCUUGACAACCUACCCCAUCACGCCACAGGGCGGGUUUGCCUUCACCUCCCACUCAGUCUCCUGCACAGAGACCUUAAGGGUCCUGUGAGGACCUGGAGGUGAGGUAGAACACUACCCAGCAUGCACCACACCCUAGGCACCUCCCUUAACAUUACAAGGGAAUGUGUCUGAAGUACCACGCCAAACCCAAACAAGCAGUUCUGAUAAGAGUUAAAACGAGCAAACACCCGUGUCCACAACCUGGCCUCUCCCCUUCUGCCCUGUGGUUUUAAACCCUCUUCCCCUCUAACGCCACCACAGGGUCCAGCGUCCCCACGGGUAUGUAGACUGUCUUGGAGUGGCCUUGUUCUAGUGACUUGUGAAGUGAUGGUGUCGCGUCUGAUAGACACGUUUCCAGUUGUCCUCUUAGAAGACAAUAAACGCUCUUCAAUCAUUUAUGGCUAAGCGCCAGUUUGAUUGCUGCUAUUCAGUCGCCAUGGCCAAGUCACUGGACCGUGUUCUGGGACGGCCUCCUCUGUCCCAGCAUGCUGUGCUUUGAAUGGUAAACCAGCUGCCAACCCAUGUAUCCAGCGUCUAGAAAGAUACCCCAGCAGUUUUCUGACGGAUUGAGAAAAAUGUGUGAAAAAUGUGUGUGUCUGCAAGCGUGCCACACCACCAACAGCUCUGCAAGGGCUGGGUGGCAGAGUCACCCGGCAGAUGUCACCCAGAGACACUGCAUCGAUUGCAGCCCCAAGCUCCCAGCUCUUCUCUGCACACCAAAUCUCACGGGAGGCUCACUUUGGCCUGUGGUGAGAACCUGCACUUUAGCUACGUGUGAAAAUAUUUUAACAAGUUCCUGGUUCUAAUAAAGUAUUUUAUUACAUAA